GGUCAAAGUGGUAACUGGGGAUCUGAGCUUGGCGGUGACGCGCGGCCAUCACGUGACCAGAGCCUGUGUCUGCCCAAGUCCCUCUCGUCGUGGUCCUUUUUCCCUGUCCAGACACCAUCUUCCUAUUGCCCUUUGGUCGAGGGGAAAAACAGAAGGAACUCCGCAGGUCACAGCGGGGCACCUGGAGGAGAGGAUGCCUAGGAGCCAGCCGCCGGGAGAGGUCCAGGUCGGGACCAUCCUGAACAUGGAAAAAGCCUGCCAAGAGCCUGAGGAGCAGCCACAGAGCUCGCCCAAGGCGGAGGAGGAGCGGCCUCCUGUGGAACACUCUCCCGAAAAGUCGUCUCCGGAGGAGCCGUCUUCGGAGGAGCAAUCCUCGGAGGAGGAGUUCUUUCCUGAGGAACUCCUUCCUGAGCUCCUUCCUGAGAUGCUCGUGUCCGAGGAGCGCCCUCCUCAGGAACGCCUGUCUAGGAAGGACCUUUUUGAGGAGCGCCCUCCCAUGGAGCAGCCUCCUUGCGGAGUGGGCAAACAUAAGCUAGAAGAGGGAAGCUUUAAAGAGAGGCUGGCUCGCUCCCGCCCGCAAUUUAGAGGGGACAUACACGGCAGAAAUUUAAGCAAUGAGGAGAUGAUAAAGGUAGCAGAGGAGAUGGAAGAGAUGAAGCGAGUACGAAACAAAUUGAUGGUCAUGCAUUGGAAGGCAAGGCGGAACCGUCCUUAUCCUAUUUAAUGUGUUCGGCCUUUAAUUCUGUUUUGCCUGGUAUGAGUAUUAUCACCUGACCUUUGUUUGCUUUUUCACAUAUACCUUACCCCGUCUUCCUAAUCUUAACUUUGCAUGGCUUCAUUUGAGGUGUUUCGCUUGUAACUGGCAUAAAAUUGCCCCCCCAUCUGCAAGUCCCCCUCUUUCAAUCAUAAGUCUUCUCCAUUUGCAUGGGAAAGAUGUACAUUAUAUAUUAUGAAGUGAAAAAAGCAAUUUUCAGAAAGUGUAUGUAGUAUCCCCUUUUUGUAAAAAAGUAUAUUUAUAUAUUAAUAUGAAAUGAAAAAACUGAAAGUAUAUACUUCAAAGGCUUAACAGUGGCUAUCUGUGGUAAGAUAACAGGUGACUUGUUUGUUUUUCAUUUUUGCUGCAUCUGAAUUUCUCAUUUUUUCAAGAUGAACACAUUUUACAUGUGUUGCAAAAAAACCCCAAUAUAAUAGAAAAAUUGUAAAGCAAUUUAAAAAUAAUGUCAAUCAGCUUAUAAAGAUAAUGUGGCACUUAAUAAAUACUUGACAGAA
Globicephala melas (long-finned pilot whale) is the source of this 1269-nucleotide messenger RNA. RefSeq names its product transcription elongation factor A like 1 (gene TCEAL1). The record is from RefSeq and is a predicted model, not a curated record. Lineage: Eukaryota; Metazoa; Chordata; Mammalia; Artiodactyla; Delphinidae.